Molecule: messenger RNA, 1467 nt
Organism: Podospora anserina S mat+
Lineage: Eukaryota; Fungi; Ascomycota; Sordariomycetes; Sordariales; Podosporaceae
Exons: 2
Coding region: 1-1467 (488 amino acids)
Biological process (GO): ubiquinone biosynthetic process
Cellular component (GO): mitochondrion
Molecular function (GO): FAD binding; oxidoreductase activity, acting on paired donors, with incorporation or reduction of molecular oxygen, NAD(P)H as one donor, and incorporation of one atom of oxygen; 2-octaprenyl-6-methoxyphenol hydroxylase activity
Source: RefSeq, a predicted model, not a curated record
AUGGAAGCUCUCCUCAGAAGACGAGCGGUAUAUGUGUGCCAAAGCUGCGUUCGGAGCGCUCGGCAACCGCUCUGGCGCAACUACUCCAGUGCUCCCCCUCGACCGGAUAUCUACGAUGUGGUAUGUGUGGGUGGAGGGCCUGCUGGUCUCAGUCUCUUGACUGCUUUACGCGCAAACCCCAUCACCUCCCACCUCCGAGUUGCCCUUGUCGAAGCCCAAGAUCUCUCCAAAAUCAGAUCAUGGAGCCUUCCACCAACCAAGUUCUCGAAUCGAUGCAGCUCCCUUACGCCCUCCUCGGUCAAGUUUCUCGAGCAGAUUGGGGCAUGGGAGCACAUGGCCCGAGACCGGGUACAGCCAUAUCAGGAGAUGCAAGUCUGGGAUGGAGUAUCUGGCGCUAGGAUCGAAUUCGACUGGGCGGGUGCUGCCCCAAAUACCGGAACAACAAUUGCCUACAUGACAGAGAACUUGAAUCUGACGUCUGGUCUGCUGAAGCGGCUGGAGGAGCUUGGUGGAGUGUCUACCUUUGACAACGCAAGGGUGGAAAAUAUCACACACGGCGAGGAAACAGAGGAACUGGAUCUGCGGGAAUGGCCGGUAGUACAGCUGUCUGGGGGGAAGCAACUCUCUGCCAGGCUUCUGGUUGGGGCGGAUGGAGCCAACAGCCCUGUGAGGUCCUUUGCGAAUAUCGAGGCCAAGGGAUGGGAUUACAACCGCCAUGGCGUGGUAGCGACUGUGGAAUUGGAAGGUGAGGGCUGGGGUGGUGAGUUCACCAAGAUUGCUUACCAAAGGUUCCUACCGACUGGCCCAGUUGCCAUGCUGCCAAUGCCUGGAAAAUACUCUACACUGGUCUGGUCCACCACGCCGAGCAACGCGGCCCUUCUCAAGAGCCUCUCGCCGAAGGAUUUCACCGCCAUGGUCAAUGCUGCCUUCACGUUAAGUACAGUUGACCUGCAAUACAUGCACACUCAGAAAUCUGGACAAGAGGAAGAAUAUUCAUGGAGAAUGGAACACACUCCUGUGGACCACCGCGCAGUUCCUCAGGUUGUCACGGGCGUCCAGGAAGGCACAGUUGCUUCCUUUCCUCUGAAGCUACGACACGCGGACACCUAUGUUGCCGAACGAGUGGCCCUAGUCGGUGACGCCGCUCACACCAUUCACCCGCUUGCCGGUCAAGGUUUGAACCAAGGUCAGGGCGACGUACAAAGUCUCGCAAAGACCAUCGAGUACGCUGUUACACAUGGGCAAGAUAUCGGUGUGGGCAUGUCGUUGGAGUCAUAUGUUUCUGAACGAUAUGCCGCCAAUCACGUCCUCCUCGGAGUCUGCGAUAAGCUCCACAAGCUGUACUCCUUUGGCAGCGGACCUCUGGUGCCAUUGAGAUCGUUGGGGCUGUCCGCCGUCAACGCUCUCGGACCCCUGAAAACCUUUGUCAUGAACCAGGCGGCCGGGAAUGGGAUGAAGGUCUUUUGA